UGAGACAAAUGAUGUAACACAUAGAACGUUCCGGAUUAUCCAAAGGUCGACUCACAUCUGCGAGUGUGUGAUACAGACUCAGUGUUGCGUUUGUUUUUAUCAGCAAGCAAACUCACAAAUAUAUUAAUAAUUUAAACAUGCCGAGAGGAAGCAGAAGCCGGACAUCCAGGAUGGCUCCUCCAGCCAGCCGGGCACCACCAUCACCACCACCUAUGGCCAGGGCUGCACCUCCUCGCUCCUAUGCCCCGGCUCCAAUGCAGGCUCCUCCGAGUGCUGUGGGUGCUCCAGCUGCAGCACCCAGGCAGCCUGGUAUGUUUGCCCAGAUGGCGACUACAGCCGCUGGAGUGGCAGUGGGCUCUGCAGUAGGACACACCCUUGGCCACGCCAUGACUGGAGGCUUCAGUGGAGGAAACUCAGAGCCUGCCAGGCCUGACGUCACAUACCAGGAGCCGUACCAGCAGCAGCCACAGUCCAUGUACCAGCAGCAGCCACAGUCCAUGUACCAGCAGGAGGCCCCUCAGCAGCAGCAGGCCUGCUCCUAUGAGCUCAAACAGUUCAUCGAUUGUGCCCAAAACCAGAGCGACUUCAAGCUCUGCGAGGGCUUCAGUGAGGUGCUCAAACAGUGCAAGUUCGCUAAUGGUCUGUCAUGAGGCUGAGACAAAAACCUGGAGCAUGAGGAGUGCAUACAAACUGUAAUAAGCAACCAUACUGGAUACUAAGAAGGUGUAAUUCACAAGAGAUCAAUAAACAUGCUUUAUUUUGACAGCUGAUUAUCAUCAGACUGCAUCAUUGUAUUUAUUUCUCAGGACAGUGCUGCAGAGUUUGUAAUUAUAGUCGUAUAAAUAAUGUUUAUAUAUUUUGGUGUUGCAUGCUUUGAGUUGAUUUCAGUUGUUUUUCAUUAGCGCUUUUAAUUUACAGUUCCUCCCGAAUAUAUAAAUCACAAUAUGAACUGCAUUUGUAGAUGAUGGUGAUGAUGAUAAAGCACCAGUUUCCACCUUCUGGAUUAUUGAUGUCCACAGUUUGUUUGUAACAAGUUUAGGUUUAAAAAAUAAUAAAGCACUUGAAUCAUAAAAA
Molecule: messenger RNA, 1074 nt
Organism: Siniperca chuatsi (mandarin fish)
Lineage: Eukaryota; Metazoa; Chordata; Actinopteri; Centrarchiformes; Sinipercidae
Gene: chchd2
Product: coiled-coil-helix-coiled-coil-helix domain containing 2
Exons: 4
Coding region: 138-650 (170 amino acids)
Biological process (GO): positive regulation of transcription by RNA polymerase II; mitochondrion organization
Cellular component (GO): nucleus; mitochondrion
Molecular function (GO): sequence-specific DNA binding
Source: RefSeq, a predicted model, not a curated record